UAACAAAAUUGUACUUGCUUGUUUUUGUCCUUUUGUAAAAUAAUCCCAUUCCCAUAUCUGCAGUCACAAGACAGUGCUAUCAUUAUUACCUUUCUGACCUUCUUUGGAGUCAUCUCUCAGCGGGAUGGAGAUUGUUCAUGAAUAUGUGAAGCUCCGCAGUGACUUUGGCCGCCAGUGUCUCUUUUCGGACCGUCAUGUGGAGCUGCUAGUCGAUGUUGCUCCAAACCCAAAGCUGGCGAUGCAGUUUGUUCUGAAGGAGACAAGAGACCUGGGAGUGCAGGGCUGCUGGGAAAUGUCGGAACAUGAGGUUAACACGAAAAGGUUUGAGUUUGAAAACCAGGGGAUAAAUCAUGUGGAAGGGGGGUGGCCAAAAGAUAUCAACCCACUCGAGAUGGAACAAACUAUUCGCUUUAGGAAGAAGGUGGAGAAAGAUGAAGGCUACAUGAAUAGCAUCCAGGUACUAGGCACGCUAAUAGGACAAUGUGUUGGACAGAAUAAUGCUGUGGACAUUUACCAAGAGUACUUUAAAGACGAAGAACUGCUGGAUGAAAUUCAGGAAGCACCGUCUGUGAAGAUCGUCAAUGUAUUCAGAGACCCGAACAAGGAACAACGAAACAUCACCGGUCUUUCUUGGCAACCCGGUGGAGGCACGAAUCUGGCGGCUGCCUACUCCUGCCUUGAAUUGCAAAAAGCCACAGCAGACAUGAGCAAAGACUCAUACAUCUGGGACAUUGAGAACCCCAACCACCCUAAAACUGUUCUCGUACCGACAUCUCAACUCAUCUGUCUGGAUUACAACCCCCAGGACUUGCACACGCUUGUCAGUGGGUGUGUCAAUGGGCAGAUUGUGUUAUGGGAUGCCCGUGAUAGCCAACAGCCUGUGGCAGUUUCCUCAUUGGAGCAGAGUCACAGAGAGCCUGUUUACAAGAUGAUCUGGUUGCAAUCGUCUACUGGGACAGAAGCCUUCUCUGCCUCCACCGAUGGACAGAUUUUGUGGUGGGAUGUCCGCCAAAUGAAGCAGCCCACAGAGCGGCUGGUUCUGGACCUGAGUAGGAAAGACAACCUAGACACUGCUUUAGGAGCCAUCUCUCUGGAAUAUGAGCCUACCAUGCCAGACACAUUUAUGGUGGGGACUGAACAGGGAGCUGUUGUGUACUGCAACAGGGCUGGGGAGACUCCAAGUGAGAAGAUUGUCUGUACAUACGAUGGCCACCACGGACCUGUCUAUGCCAUCCAAAGGAACCCUUUCUUUCCUCAAAACUUCCUGACAGUAGGAGACUGGGGAGCCCGCAUUUGGUCAGAAGACAUCAAGGAGUCAUCUAUCAUGUGGACAAAGCACCAGAUGGCAUACUUAACAGACGCCUGCUGGAGUCCUGUCAGACCCUCAGUCUUCUUCACUGUGAAUAUGGAUGGUGUGCUGGACAUCUGGGACAUCUUGUUUAAGCAGAUUGACCCCACUCUAAGCGUUAAGGUGCAUGAUGAAGCUCUGUGUAGCCUUCAAGUGCAUAACGAUGGAUGCAUGGUAGCUUGCGGCUCUCAGCAGGGUGCCACCACACUAUUGGAAAUCUGCUUAGGAUUGUGCACUCAACAGAAUAAUGAGCAGAAUCUCCUGGGCGAGAUGUUGGAACGUGAGACAAAACGCGAAAAGAUCCUCAGGGCUUCUCAGAGAGGAGGGGACGAGGCAGGGAACAGUGAGGAAAGUCCAAAGGAGCUUCUCCUCAGAGCUGACUAUGACUUCCACAACUUGGUGGAGUCGGAGCAGAGGAGGAAACAAUGGGACUCGAGACAGCGGCAUUAUCCGUAAAUGGGAGAGGCAUACAGCAGAUGACAACAAGAAUCCAAGAAGUAGAUGUACUAGUAGAGCUUCAGCGUGAUGUUUGGCAAGAUGGUCAUAUUUUCAAGUUGAAAAAAAAAAUGUUAUAGAGGCAACAUUUUCCUUCAACCAAUUUGUCAUUACAGAUAUUGGAGGUACCUAAAGGCAAAAGUCAUAAUACCAAGUAAUGUUCCUUUUCAUAUUAUUUUCCAUGUCAAAGCAAGAAACAUAGAUUUUGUAUCUGACACCUCUACAAUGUUACAGUUUGGCAAGAUCCAAGGGCAAAUCACUACAAAACUGAAAAUGAAUUGCAUCUGAUUCAAGAUAGCUGAUGCAUCUGGGGUCAAAGGCCCAAUCAGUACAUAUUCGUUAUGAUCUUUAGUCUCAAUUUUAAGCAAUGUGAUUAUUACGCAAUAUUUCAUAGCAAAAUCAGUACUAAUUUUAAGUAGGUACAGCACGUCCAGAGCGCGAUGCCCAACACAUAUAAGACACAGGUACUCAGUACAUGCUUUCAGCAUUGAUCUACAAGUUUCAAAUAAUUUUCCUCGAUGCUAAUCAGUGAGCUUUUGUAUGGGUUUUUAGAAACAUUUAUAAAAUUACUUUUUGACAAUGACAUUUUGAGUGUGUGCGUGAGAAGUAGUUGGCAAUAUUGAAACAUUAAGAAUGUCUCAACUCAACAGGUUGACAAAUCAGAGAGGAACUAUAGUUGAUAUAUUGUAGCAUGGCUGAGAAAGCAGAAGUGACGCCCACAUAGAAAACAAGGAAAACACUGGGGAAGGGAAAAACCUAACCCUGACAGUCAAAAUCUCUGCAGGAAGGAAGAGCUCAAGGUUGUCUGCAAAGCUAUUAUACAAAGUACUAACCUUUUUUUUCUGACAGAAUUUGUUGGGACACAAAAUGUAUGUGCUCAUUUCUAGCGCCACCCUAGCUCUGCAUAAAACUUCCAGUUUCAGUAUUUUUUUCCCCUCAAAGUACAAUAGCAUUAGUUGUAGACUAGUUAGCUCCCAAUAGCAUGACUAUUUUCAUGUGUGAAAGUAAACAAUGAAAUUCUAUAUUCUUUGUU
Molecule: messenger RNA, 2876 nt
Organism: Phycodurus eques (leafy seadragon)
Lineage: Eukaryota; Metazoa; Chordata; Actinopteri; Syngnathiformes; Syngnathidae
Product: dynein axonemal intermediate chain 2-like
Exons: 12
Coding region: 125-1804 (559 amino acids)
Biological process (GO): outer dynein arm assembly; cilium movement
Cellular component (GO): outer dynein arm
Molecular function (GO): dynein heavy chain binding; dynein light chain binding
Source: RefSeq, a predicted model, not a curated record